CAAGCAUUUACUAGUACUAGUAUAUGUUCCAUUUGAAGUGAAUGUUUACUUUUUCAUACCAUAAAAAAUGUUACUGACUCAAGUAGUUGCUGGAAAAGUUUAAGUUAUGCAAAUGAGUAAUUUUCUCUUGUUGUUGUUUGCAGUGUUGGUGAUUAUAUGUGGAUGUGAUGCAAGGAGCACGAUCGAUGGAGGGAGUGAGUUAAUAGACAACGGGGAAACACUGGUAUCUGCUGGAAAAAAAUUCGAAAUGGGAUUCUUUUGUGAUGAUGCCGGGUUAAACUGGUAUGUAGGCAUAUGGUAUAACAAGAAAGGUCCUCGAACUGUUGUAUGGGUUGCUAAUUGGAAUGAUUCGAUUCAGAAUUCAACAAAAAAUAAGGAGAAUGUUUCCAUGGUCGUUGAAGAUGGUAAGCUCAAAGUUUUGAAUAUUAGUGGACACAUUUAUUUCUCCUCAGAAGUAGAUGGUAACUCUGGCGUUAAAGCAGAGUUGUUGGAUACAGGGAAUUUGGUUUUAUUUGAUGAAUCAGGAACUAAAAUGUGGCAGAGUUUUCGGAAUCCAACCGAUACAUUUCUACCAGGCAUGAAAAUGGAUAGUAAUUUGAAGUUGAUUGAUUCAAAAAAUGGCAACUACAAAUUCCAAUUAGAUCAAACAAACAACAAAAAAUAUGUCAUAGUUGAUGAGAAUGGAAUGCAUAAAAUUCACUGGCAAGGGUCUGUAGGAGGGUUUGCGAAAUCAACUGCUUAUGAAUUCUUCAGAUUCAAUGAUAUGCCCUCUUUUGUAACCUUCUUUUUAUCCAAUAAUUCAGUUGAAGCGAGAAGAACAUUAUUCAAUAAUUCAGUGGAAGCGACAAGAACAUUAUUCAAUAAUAAUCGUAGUUUUACUCCGAUUGAUUUUUCAAGGUUAGCCAAUCAUAGUAGCAAAGAUUCUAUUUUCGAAGGUACUAGACUCCUGAUGAACUCCUCUGGAGAAAUACAAUUCUACUUAUGGGAUAACCAGAGUGGAUGGUCCUUGUUAUGGUCUGCCCCAAAAGAUGAAUGCGACGAGUUUAGAAAAUGUGGGACAUUUGAGAUUUGUAACAGCAAUGGAAGUUCAGUGUGCAGCUGUUUGCCUGGGUUUCAGAGUGAUCCUCCAGAAGAUAAUGGAGACGGGGAAUAUUCAGGUGGAUGUUCGAGAAUAUCAGAUAACUCAUGCAAAGAAGAUACAUUUGUGCAUCUGAGCUCAAUGAAAUUUGGAAAUUCAAAUUGGACAGAUAAAAAGAUUAAUACCAGUGAGAACUGCAUGAGUCAUUGUUUAAGCAGCUGCUCAUGCAAAGCAUAUACAUAUUAUAACAAUUCUGGAUGCUGGUUUUGGGGGUCGAAUCUCAAUAAUCUCCAGGAGAACUACCCUGGUGGCUUCAACCUCUCUGUCCGCGUGCCCCCUACAGAGGCGUAUGUAUGUGAAGGGGAGGGGAAUGAACUUGAAAGUCGUGGAAAUGCCGGAGAUUCAUUUACAAGAGAUGGUUUUAGGUGUUGGAACAAAGCUUUAGAAAGAUUCAAAAAACAUGUUGGUAAGGUAAAUAGUAUCCAUCAUAAAUGUUUCAAUAGGAUGCAAGAUUUGAAAAACCACCGACAAUUGAUCCAAUCUUCUUUUGACAAGCAAAGUGAAAAGGCAAGAAGUGAUUAUCGGAUGCGUUUAAAUGCCUCAAUUGAUGUAGCAAGAUUUCUCUUGACAUCGGGAUUUCCAUUUCGUGGACAUGAUGAAAGUGAAGGUUCCGAAUAUAAGGGUGCUUUUCUUGAACUUUUGAAAUGGUAUGGGGAUAGAAGUUUUGAUGUGGGAAGAGUAAUAUUAGGUAAUGCUCCACAAAAUGAUAUGAUGAUUUGUCCGACAAUUCAAAAAGAUAUUGUGGAGGCUUGUGCUAAAGAAAUAACUAAGGCUAUCAUUGAAGACUUGGACGGUGAUUAUUUUGGAAUAUUAGUUGAUGAAUCAAAGGAUGUUUCUCAUAAGGAGCAAAUGGCUCUAAUUUUGAGAUAUGUCAACAAAAGUGGAAUGGUGAUAGAGCGAUUCUUGGGUAUUGUCCACGUAAAUGAUACAUCUUCUCAAUCAUUAAAAAAGGCAAUUUAUUCUUUGCUUUUGGAUCACUCAUUAUGUACAUCCAAAAUACGUGGUCAAGGUUAUGAUGGGGCUAGUAAUAUGCAAGGGGAAAUAAAUGGUCUCAAGUCUUUGAUUUUACAAGAUACGUCAUCUGCAUAUUCUAUUCACUGUUUUGCUCACCAAUUGCAAUUGGCACUUGUAGGUCUUUCCAAAAAGAAUUCGGAUGUGGAUAAUUUUUUUUAUGUUCUCACUAAUAUUUUGAAUACUAUUGGAGCUUCAUUUAAACGCAGAGAUUCACUUCGACAACAUCAAGAAGAUAAGUUGGAAGAGUUGCUUAAAUUUGGAGAAGUUCAUACAGGGCAAGGUUUGAAUCAAGAACGUGGCCUCCAACGACCGGGUGAUACUCGUUGGGGGUCUCAUUUUAAAACCUUGGACAAUUUCCUGAUUCUUUUUUCUUCAAUUGUUAAUGUGCUUAAGGAUAUGAAACGUGAUUGUCCAUAUCAUCUUGAUAGAUUUACGGCGGAAAAUCUUUUGAGCAAGAUUCAUGAAUUUGAAUUUGUCUUUAUGUUGCACUUGAUGUUUAAGGUGUUGCUAUUGACGAAUGAGUUGAAUAAAGUUUUACAAAAGAAAGAUCAAGAUAUUGUUAAUGCUAUGGGAUUGCUUGACCUUUCAAAGAAACGAUUGCAAAUGAUGAGAGAGGAUGAAUGGGACUCUAUGAUGGAUGAGGUUAGCUUAUUUUGUGGUAAACAUGGAAUUUCAAUUCCCAAAAUGAAUGAAGACUACUCUAAUGGGAAGUCGAAGCGUAAGAGGUCCAAUAUUUCAUAUUUGCAUCACUUUCGUGUGGAAGUAUUUUAUGCCGUCAUUGAUUUGGCACUUCAAGAACUCAAUAAUCGUUUUGAUGUGGUGACUAGUGACUUGCUCCUCGGUAUGGCUAGUUUGAGUCCGGUUGAUUCAUUUGCUAAUUUUCACAAGGAUAGGAUAAUGAAACUAGCCGAGUACUACCCAAGUGAGUUUGGUGAUAAAGAGCUUCGGGAACUCAAUUUUCAACUUGAUGAUUUUAUUGUCUAUGCUCAAAAGUGUGAUAGCAAGUUUCUCAACUUGAAGGGAAUCAAGGAUCUUGCAAAAGUGAUGAUAGAGACAAAACUAGAUCAAACUUGGUCACUUGUGUAUCUACUUGUGAAGCUAACUUUGAUUAUUCCUGUUGCUACCGCAAGCGUGGAAAGAGCAUUCUCAUCAAUGAAGUACAUAAAGAAUGAUUUGCGUAAUAGGAUGGAUGAAGAUCUUUUGAAUGGUUGUUUAGUUUGCUAUAUAGAGCGUAGUAUAUUUAAAAAUGUAAGUAAUGAUGCCAUUAUUGACCGUUUUCAAAAUAUGAAAACUCGUCGAGGACAAUUAUUGUUACUACCUACUUGCUCGUCAACUUGUUCUCACCGUAAAAUUUAUAUAAUUGAAUUAAUUGCCUAUUUUGAAGAUAAUGGUGCCCCCAUGUUCUUGAGAUCCUGGAUACGCCUCUGGCCCCCUAUUGAUGUUAGACCACAAGAACCAUUGAACAAUACACCGAUGCAGAUAUCCUCACGGAAUCAGCAACCCCUAGUUAUUUCCAUCUCUGUAAUUCUUGGAGUUAUGGUUCUGUGUGGUAUUAUUUAUAUAAUUUAUCUGAAAAGAUCGGCAAGAAGUAAAGAAGCCAGAGAUAUUGUUUUGGGAAUGCCUAUGGAGUACUUGCCUCAUAGAGAUAGUUUUGAUGAAGAUUUAAUCACUGAAGAUGAUAAGAAACGGAUUGAUGUCCCGUUUUUCAGCUUGAAUAGCAUACUAGUUGCUACUGAAAACUUCUCAAAUGCAAGUAAGCUCGGGAGAGGUGGAUUUGGACCUGUUUAUAAGGGUAAGUUUCUCGGAGGUACAGAUAUGGCAGUUAAAAGGUUGUCAAGUAAUUCUGGACAAGGUGUUGAAGAAUUUAAAACUGAAGUAAUGUUGAUUGCCAAACUGCAGCACAGAAAUUUAGUUAGGCUUCUAGGCUAUUGUGUUGAGAGAAAUGAAAAGAUUUUGUUAUAUGAAUAUAUGCCCAACAAAAGCUUGGAUACGUUUCUAUUCGAUCAUGCAUUCUGUCGAUUACUGGACUGGAGGAUUCGUUUUGAAAUUAUAUUGGGUAUUGCUCGAGGGCUACUUUAUCUUCACCAAGACUCGAGGCUAAGGAUCAUUCAUAGAGAUCUAAAGACGAGCAACAUAUUGUUAGAUGAAGAAAUGAAUGCCAAAAUAUCAGAUUUUGGCUUGGCAAGGAUUGUUGAAGGCAAAAAUACAGAAGCCAAUACUAACAAAGUCGUUGGAACAUAUGGCUAUAUGUCUCCGGAAUAUGCAUUGGAGGGACUCUUUUCAAUCAAGUCUGAUGUAUUUGCCUUCGGAGUAGUCCUACUCGAGAUCGUAAGUGGGAGGAGAAACAUGGAAUUUUUCGAAGAUGUAAACCUCAUUGGUCAUGUAUGGAGACUGUGGAUGAAAGACAGUGCAUUAGACAUGAUGGAUCAAACCAUAGUUGAGUCGUGCGAUGAAAGUGAAGUGCUAAAGUGCGUUAAUGUGGCACUCCUAUGUGUUCAAGAAGAUCCAGCUGAGCGUCCUGUAAUGUCAAAUGUUGUUUUUAUGCUUGGAGGUGAAAGCAUAACACUACCAAGACCAAAUCAACCAGCUUUUAUAGCACGAAGAAAUAGUGCUGGUGCAAGUACAUCUUCUUCGUCUUCUAAGCUAUACAACACUUCCAACAAUGGGUUGACAAUAACUCAACGAGUAGGCCGAUAUGUUCUUCAUUCAAAUCAUCAACAAUUCCAUAAAACAAUGCAAUUAAGUAAUUUUCUGUUGUUGUUGUUGUCUGCAGCAUUGAUGAUUUUACAUCGAUGUGAUGCAAGGAGGAGCACCAUUGAUGGAAGCAGUAAAUUAGUUGACAAUGGCGAAACCCUCGUAUCUGCUGGAGAAAAUUUCGAAAUGGGAUUCUUUUCUGAUGAUGCCGGGUUAAACAAAUAUGUAGGCAUAUGGUAUUACAAAUUAAGUCCUAGAACUGUUGUAUGGGUUGCUAAUUGGAAUAAUUCGAUUCAGGGUAAAAGAAUAAUGAAUGAGGAUAAUUCGGUUGUCGUUGAAGAUGGUAAUCUCAAAGUUAUAAGUAAUGGGUAUACUUAUUUCUCCACACAAUUAGGUAGUGGUUCUAACAGGAAAGUAGAGUUGUUGGAUACAGGGAAUUUAGUUUUAGUUGAUGAAGGAGCUGAAAUGUGGCAGAGUUUUCGCAAUCCAACCGAUACAUUCCUACCAGGUAUGAAAAUGGAUAGCAGUUUGAAUUUGACUGAUUCAAAAUAUGAGAACUACAUAUUCCGAUUAGAUCAAGCAAGUGACAAGGAAUAUGUUAUAGUACUUCCAAAGCAGGGCAAAAUUCUCUGGAAAGGGUCUGCGGAAUCAGGAAAGUUAAGUUUCAGUGAGAUGCCUGGUUAUGUUGCCUACUUGUUAUCCAACUCCACUAAUAAUUCAUUGGAAUCGAUAGGAACAUUUAACAAGUAUAGGCUCUUAAUGAACUCCUCGGGGGAAAUACAAUUCUACGGUUGGGAUAAGGAGAUCAGUGGAUGGUCUUUGAGGUGGUCAGCGCCAAAUGAUAAGUGUGAUUGGUAUAAGUAUUGUGGGAAAUUUAGCAUUUGUAACAGCAAACGUGAGCCAGUAUGCAAAUGUUUGCCCGGGUAUAAGCUCAAUCCUCCAGAUAAUUCAAAAGCAGGAGAAUUUUCAGGUGGUUGUUCAAGUAUGUCAGUUAGCUCUUGCAAUGAAGACAAUGUAGAAGUGCUCGACACGUUCUUGGAUUUGAGGUCGAUGAAAUUCAAGAGUCCAGACAGGAUAUUCAGUAAUAAUAGUACCCGUGAGGACUGCAGGAGAAUUUGUCUAGGCAACUGUAAGUGCCAGGCCUAUACUUACCAUGAUUCUGUAUGCCGGAUUUGGGUCACUAGUCUCAUGUAUCUCCAGGAGAACUAUGCUGGUGGCUUCAACAUCUCUGUUCGUGUCAGCAUUUCCGAUAUUGAAGCAACAAGGAGAAAUUGCAAGCCGUGUGGCAUAAACCUAAUACCCUAUCCAUUAAGCAGUGAACCAAAUUGUGGUGACCCUUUGUAUUAUAGUUUCUCAUGUGAUGAUUUAGUUGGUCAGGUAAGCUUCCUCACAUCGAAUGGCAAGUAUACUGUCGUUAACUUUGAUAAAGAUAACAAAACAUUUGUUAUAGAAGCAGCUCAUAAAGAAUCUGUUGGUACUUGUGAUGACAAAGGACCGGUGACAGGAAUUUCUUGGUUCAACCAGUCAUCACCUUUUAAGGUGAUAAACUGGUGUUACAAUCCCACAGAGAAUCUUAAUUCAGGACCUUUUAGUCGAGGGAAAGAUUUAAUAUUGAUUAGUUGGAAACCACCAUUGGAGCCAUUUUGCAAGACUUCAGAAGAUUGCAAUGAUUGGCCAAAUUCUAGUUGCAAUAUGACAAAACAAGGAGAAAGAAGAUGUAUAUGCCAAACUGAUUACAAAUGGAAUGGCUUGAUUUUAAAUUGUUCCUCGAGUUUAGAACUUGGAACACAAGGAUCAUUCAUUGCGAAGCUGGCAUCCUCACGGAAUCAGAGAACCCUUGUUAUUUCCAUCUCUGUAGUUCUUGGAGUUAUAACUUUGUGCAGCAUUAGUUAUAUAAUUUAUCAGAACACUAGAGUGACAAGAAGUAGAGAAGCAAGAGAUAUUGUUUUGGGGAAUCAUAUGGAGCACUUUCCUCGUAGAGAAAGUUUCGGUGAAGAUUUGAUCACUGCAGAUGAAAAGAGACGUAUUGAUGUCCCAUUUUUCAGCUUGAAUAGCAUACUAGUAGCUACAGACAACUUCUCGAAUGCAGCUAAGCUCGGGCAAGGUGGAUUCGGACCUGUUUAUAAGGGUAAGUUUCUCGAAGGUGCAGAGCUAGCGGUGAAAAGGUUGUCAAAUCAUUCGGGACAAGGUGUUGAAGAAUUUAAAACUGAAGUAAUGUUAAUUGCCAAACUGCAGCACAGAAAUUUAGUCAGGCUUCUAGGCUAUUGUGUUGAGGGAAAUGAAAAGAUCUUACUAUAUGAGUAUAUGGCCAACAAAAGCUUGGAUACAUUUAUAUUCGAUCAUACAUUCUGCCGAUUAUUGGACUGGAGGAUUCGUUUUGAAAUUAUAUUGGGUAUCGCACGAGGGCUUCUUUAUCUUCACCAAGACUCGAGGCUAAGGAUUAUUCAUAGAGAUCUUAAGACAAGCAACAUAUUGUUAGAUGAUGAAAUGAAUGCCAAAAUUUCAGAUUUUGGCUUGGCAAGGAUUAUUGAAGGCAAAAGCACAGAAGCUAGUACAACCAGAGUUGUUGGAACUUAUGGCUAUAUGUCACCGGAGUAUGCAUUGGAGGGACUCUUUUCAAUCAAGUCCGAUGUAUUUGCCUUCGGAGUGGUAGUGCUUGAAAUCAUAAGUGGGAAGAGAAACAUGGAAUUUUUCGAAGAAGUAAACCUGACUGGUUAUGCAUGGAGACUGUGGAUGGAAGACAGGGCACUAGACAUGAUGGAUCAAACUAUUGUUGAUAAUUUCGAGGACAAGGAAGUGAUAAAAUGCGUAAAUGUGGCACUUCUAUGUGUUCAAGAAGAUCCAGGUGAUCGUCCUACAAUGUCAAAUGUAGUCGUUAUGCUUGGAGGCGAAAGCAUGACUCUUCCAAGACCAAGUCAGCCACAUUUUAUCACAAGAAGAAAUGCUUUGAGUACAUCUUCUUCCUCUUCUAAGCUCUACAGCACUUUCAACAAAGAGUUGAUGGUAACUCAUGAAGAAGAAGGCCAAUACAUAGAGAUGUAAAUGCACAACGAAUAAGUAAAUAACUCAACAUUAUGUUAAAAUCAUCUAUAUCUUUCCUUUUAAUUCAGUAAUGAAUUUUUCGGUUAAUUUCUUUUGGCAUAGAGAAUAAAUCAUUGUAUCUUCCCUCAAGUGACAACACGUCACUUGAAUUGAAUUCAGAGUUAUAUUCUUUCACUGAUCAA
Solanum tuberosum (potato) is the source of this 8070-nucleotide messenger RNA. RefSeq lists its product as uncharacterized. Bases 107 to 7888 code for a protein of 2593 amino acids. Gene Ontology annotation, cellular component: plasma membrane. NCBI's taxonomy places the organism in Eukaryota, Viridiplantae, Streptophyta, Magnoliopsida, Solanales, Solanaceae. Gene Ontology annotation, biological process: recognition of pollen; protein phosphorylation. Gene Ontology annotation, molecular function: ATP binding; protein serine/threonine kinase activity. The record is from RefSeq and is a predicted model, not a curated record. The transcript is spliced from 17 exons.